AGCGUUACAUUUCUUCAAAGCAAAGUUUGUUUUGCUUCCAAAAUUCCUAAAUAGAAAAUUCUCCUGGCCAAAACUUUCGAAAAUUUCUGUAUUUUACCUGUAAUCGGUGAAUAAUCUUCAUAGUUCUAAGAUGGAGCACACCCCAAAUAAACCUCAUGGCGAAUUGGAGGUAACCGGGGUGUCUCGCAGUGGUCGGGUCUGCAAAAAAUCCUCGAAGUUGAUGGAUUUCCAAUCACCCGACGACAUCAACGAUGCCAAGCAGAAGAAGACUGCCAAAGGCAAGGGAACCGGAAUAGCUUCCGGCAAUAUCCAGCAGAGCACACCGGUGGGCGUUUCCUCCGGAAGUUCCGGACUGGGAUACCUAAUUGACGCCAUAAAAUCAGAACACGGGGCAGACAUGCUGUCGGGAGAUAGCGAUUUUCCUUCGGAAUCCGGAGGGGACACGAACGAUUCGGAUGACGAUGAUGCUAUAGAUAUUGAGGAUAUGGAAGGUGGGAGUGACGAUGAGGAGAGAAGCGACACCGAUUUACUUGUCGAAAUGCCGCCGAAACAGAGUCUCUAUAUGUCUGAGAAAUCGGCCAGGUACAAGAAAGUUUUGAAAGAUGGAAAGGUUGUAAUGGGCAAAGCGCAACGUAAGGACAAAGGCGUCCGGCGUAUAACAGCUUACAUGCUGUGGGCUAAAGAAGCUCGGCAACAAUUGAUGGGAAACCCGGAAAUGGAUUUCGCAUCGAUGUCCCGCAGGUUAGGGGAACUGUGGAACAACGUUCCCACUAAUACGAAACACAACUGGAAACGACGUGCCCGUCAUAUCGCAAAAAAGUUCAAAGAGAACAGCGAGAAAGCCUUGGAAACUCCUUACGUCAAGCGUUAUCUUCAUCUGGACAAAAUACAAUCGCAGGCUCCGGCCAAAGCGGCUGCCUCGAGUACCACAACCACACCGGUUCGAGCAAAAAAGGCGCAACCGAAAGCUACCGUGGCUGCUGCCGAAAGUAAAAUGUCUUCUGCAGCUGUGGUUCAUCAUUCUCCGGAAUCGCCCACAAAAGGCGGUGCCCAUUUGAAAUUACCAGGUUAUCAACCGACGGACGUGGCAGCUCAUCUUAAGCUGCUCGGCGAUAGCUUAACGAUCAUCGGCGAACGGCUCAAAGAACACGAAGGUCAAAUUGCCGUAUCCGGUAGCCUUUCGGUGCUGCUCGAUAGUUUACUUUGUUCGCUCGGGCCGCUCAUGUGCUUGACGAUGCAUAUUCCCGGUAUACAUACUGAGGGGGAUAGGUUGAAGGAGUUGUGCCAGGAUACAUUGGACAACAUUGCCUAUGUUAUGCCGGGACUGUAGAAAGGUAAUUUCUAGACUUUUAUCCUUAAUAGAUAUCUCGCAAUUCUAUGUAAGUAAAAUAUUGAACGUACAGUA
Messenger RNA from Uranotaenia lowii, 1405 nucleotides. Its product is annotated as HMG box-containing protein 4. NCBI's taxonomy places the organism in Eukaryota, Metazoa, Arthropoda, Insecta, Diptera, Culicidae. The coding region runs from base 131 to 1330 and encodes 399 amino acids. The transcript is spliced from 4 exons. The record is from RefSeq and is a predicted model, not a curated record.